This is a messenger RNA of Anopheles marshallii, 6438 nucleotides long. RefSeq lists its product as uncharacterized. Gene Ontology annotation, molecular function: protein binding. Lineage: Eukaryota; Metazoa; Arthropoda; Insecta; Diptera; Culicidae. The transcript is spliced from 8 exons. Gene Ontology annotation, biological process: chemical synaptic transmission. Gene Ontology annotation, cellular component: cytoplasm; plasma membrane; dendritic spine. The coding region runs from base 1 to 6438 and encodes 2145 amino acids. The record is from RefSeq and is a predicted model, not a curated record.
AUGGUUAGUUCGACCGUUGCUUUCGAUAAAAAGUCAUCCACGACACCAGUAGAGAGCACCUCAGUCGACCAAAAUGAUAGCAGUACUAUUUCCUCCCUGCCUUUCAGCAGCAGCGUCAGCGGCCCCUGUAAUGAUACGGCAGGUGUGCUGACACACGAUAGUAGUGGUAUCACGUCCGCGAACGAUGUGCCCACGGCGUUGAGUUUUAGUGAACAGAAAAUUUCCUUGCUAUUCCCAAAAUGCAAACCGCGCAGUGAGUACCACUAUGUCAUGAACAGCAGCAGUAGCAGCAGUGCUUGUGCGAACGGUAAUAGUAGCAAAAACAAUAAUAAUUGCCUGAUGGACGUCGGCAGCAUGUCGCUCGGUUCCACGCAUUCGCUUGCGACGUAUGUGACGCGUACCAGCCCGCCUACCGUUGUUGCCGCACCGGGUAAUAAUGCUGCGGCAGCAUCGAAGGUCUACAUGGACAUGAGCACGUACGGCAACAAUAAUAGCGGCGGUAGUAACAGCAGCACCAAUCACGGUACGGGCGAGUUUGAGUACAAUGCCGAAAAGGAAUUGGUCGUUGGUAAGGGAUUGCAGAUGAAUACGUGCGGCAUGAACAACAACAUCAGCGGAGGUGGCAACAACGCCGGCGGUAAUAAUAAUCACUACAGCAACAACCAUCCCGCCGGUGGAGGCAACGGUGGUGGUGGUGGAGGAGGAGGUGGAGGCUCGGGAAGUAGUGUAGUUGUUGGUGGUGGAACAGCCGGUGGGGGCAUGGGCGUGAAGAGUGACGUCUACGGUAGCAGCAGUAUGAAACAUUCGUCCAAUCAAUCCGUCAGCAAGAACACCUCAUCUACCGACGGUUACAGCUUUUACUACAGCAAUCAACCACCAUCGCUGACGUGCUCACCAACCGAAAAUCAAUCUGCUAUCAGCGUCGCAACGUUGGGCAACAACAGCAGCAGUACAACGGGUGGCCUCCUGCUAUCCGAUGACGACGAGGCAAACGAACGCACCAAGAAGGAUUCGUCCGGUGCGGGAAGAUGGAUGGAGCGCAACUACUGUCACCUUUCCGUCUCCCACUAUCCCAGCGUAUCCAAGUCGAAAGGUGGUACCGGUGGUGGAAGCGGUGGCAUUGGUGUAAUGCAGGCACCCAAGCGGGGAAUCGUAUCUGCCUCCGCUUACAAGCCAGUCAACUGCUACAAUAUGGUACUACAGUCACCGCUCGAGGAUGAGAGUGACAUGGAGGACAAGCUGAAGUAUUUCAACUACCAGCAUGAGAUGCAGACGUACAAUAGUACGCGCAAGGACAAGCUGGCUGGGUUUGGGAGCAGCAUCGACAUGCACUGUGUGGGUGGCAGUAUCGGUAGCGAGGGUGAAGAAAUUGUCGUCCUGAGCAGCAACACGAAGGAGCACGGCAACUCGCUGUCGGUUACACAACCGAAGCCGGACUCUCUGUCGGAUGAGUCGGGAUCGGGCCGGAAAGGUGUAUUGCACAUGGGUCAGAAGCUGGAGCACGUGCCGCACGUCGGACUCAGUGUCGCUAGUCCGAGUGUGGAGAAUGAGCAGACGUUGAGUUCGGUUGAUUUUGGCGAUAAACUGCUAACACACUAUCCCGUCAAACCGAUCGCAUUGGACGAUAGUGAUGAAAUGGUCGAGAAUAAGGGCAGCACGGGAUCCAACAUCAUUGAGUACGAUGGAUCGCCGAGACGGUUCGGGUUGAAUUUGUGCGAUGAAAGCGACUGCUACUUAGCGUCUAGUGUGAAAAUAAAUCUCACGUCACCGUCACUGCUAACGCUACCUCGGCCGGGAUUUCCGCAGCGUGUUUUAUCAACGACAACGGCGGCUGCCAGCAAUAAUAGUAUGACUGUCGGUCAUACCACCACCGGCAAUGCUAGCUGUUCUCCUUCGCUGCUAGAUCAGGUGAACUCGACGUUGAGCAAGACGCUGUUGUUAGAUUCAAGAAAUACCAGAUCGCAAAACGACGCGGACGGUACGAACAGCUACGGUAGUGGCGAUUUGUCCAAAACAGCUCUCAGCAGGAAAGAGCAGGACCACCACGUCUACGACUUGUUGCCGUGUGACAUUAAAGUUGGAAAACCGGCACCGUCCGAGAUGGGCAAACCGUUGGAGAAAAUCCAACUCAGCGCACAAACGCCGGAGGAUGAUUUAACGAUGGGUACUUCCAGCUAUCCACCCAUGGCCAACUCCUCCACGUUCGAUUAUCUGUACGAGUUUUCCGAAACGCGCAAAGUGUUGGAGGAGUUCUUCAAGUGUCCGUCGACCGAGGACGUGGAGAAAUUCAGCGAUUACAAUGACAGCGCGGACGAGGACGGGGAAAGUCUGGACGUGCAUUACGACUAUCCGGUCGAUUUGGAGCGGUCGAAAACGAUCGAAACAACCUAUAUUGGCAAUGUGAAUGCUUCGGGGAAGCAGGACAACAUUACGCACUCCCCCAAGUCGCCUAUUCUCAGCGACGGUCCAACGCUGGAGGAGGAAGACGACGAUACCGCUGAUGUGGAGGAUGAAGAGGAAGAGGAUGAGAAGGAAAAUGGUAUGGCGAAGUACAAUUACAAGCUGAAGAGCAAAUCCCGCAUGACCGAGUACUGUGGGCUGAGGAAGAAAAAAUCUGAAGCGCACCUAAAAGGCCACACGGGUUUGGGUUUAGCCGUCGUGGAAGGAACGGACCGAUUCUGUAACACCGAGUUUGAUUUGCAACACCGGACCGAUGCACACACCGACCGGCGCGAGGACGAUGGUGUCCGAUUGUCGCUAAAAUCUACCCUGCAGUCGGCGAGUGAUGCACGUGACUACGCAAUGUACGUUCAAAACAGCCUGCUCAAGAGUUACCCGGACCAGCAACAGCAGCAGCAGAUCGAUUCACAUACCAGUAGUCAAAAUCAGCCAUCAAACCAGCAUUCGAACAACGUGAAUGAGCUGCGUUUCAACACGUAUAUCAAUGGGGAGAGCCGUACGAGCAGUUAUGACGCCAUCAAUGACGCGAACUAUGAUGGGCAUCCAAUUAUCUCGAACGGCAGCGACAAGGACCCGCUGCACUACUCCCUCAACGGUGAUAGCGGCGAUGGUCGCAAGGUGUUUACACGGAAAUAUAGCAAAAACUUCAAUUAUUCGCCUGAUACGACUGAUUACGAUUCGAACUGUGGCGAUUACGACAGCGAAAUAUCGCCACAGUAUGGUAGCGACUUUGGUCUAAUCACCGGUAACGGUGCUACCAUGUGCGAUGAUCUAAACAAUGGUGUGAUUAGCGCUACUUCCGGCGCACCGACCGGUACCGGCGAGUCGCUCAACUGUCUGUUUGCAAAUAAUGCGAACAACUACUCGCGCUACUACGCCGCCAUGCCGGUAUUGGAGGAUGGUCUGUCCAGCGGUCAUGUGUCCGACUCGGAAAAUAAUCUGAAUGCGAACACGAUGACGGGUUUGCUGCCGCCAGAUUUGGUCACCGGCAGCGUAAAGCAGAUAACGGGAGGCGGCAGCAAUGGCGGCAAUGGGGGUUUAAUGCAAUCGAGCGGUGGAAAUACAUACGGGCUUCUAGGAGCACAGUCGCCGUCGGCAAAGCAAUCGAUAUCGUCAUCGCCCAUUGUGUCGAAGGAAAUGAAAGGCGCUCUGGGACCGAAUGUACAGCAGGCAUCGCAACAGCAGCAGAACCAAUGCACUAAUGUCGAGGGCUACUUUGUAAACAACACCUUCCGUAUGGGGAAUCUAAAGCUGAACUCUAGUAUGCUGCACAACGCAAGCAUAUUUAAGAACCGCGAUCCAGAGCUGGAAUCUCUUUACACUAUAAAUACUAUACAAUCGACUCCACCACCUCCGGCGCCAGCACCACACAGGAAAUCUUCGAUUGAUUGUGAUAACCUAUCGAUGCAGCAACAGCAACAGCAGCAACAACCCACGCAGCAAAAGCAACACCAGUUACAGCAUCUGCAACAGCUUCAACAGCAGCAGCAGCAGCAACAAUCGCAACAGCAAGGGCAACCCCAACAAUCACAACAGCAACAGUUCAACCACUCACAGACGUCCAGCGUGGACGUACAGUCCACAUUGAAGGACAUUAGACUUUGCUUGCAGAAAACCAAGAACCUGAAUUUAGCUAGCGGCAACCAAUCUAGGAAAACAUUCGACAAAAGCAUCAUAUGUUCUAGCGAGUUUUCCGAAACGCUCGGCACGGCCGCCAGUGGUGCGGUCAGUGGUGGAGGUACGAACAGUGUCAGCGGUGGAGUCAGCACCGGUCCCAGUCUGUCACCGAUAUGGAUACCUCGUACGCGUACUAACGAGGACUUUAGCAGCAAACCGAUUGCAAAUGGAGGCGCAACGCUUCAGUCGUCGGUCGGCGGUAAUGGGCCCAACGUUCUUUCAAACGGCUUACAGUCCGUUCCCGGAACUUCCUGUAAGCUCUCAUCCUCACCAUCGUCGAUGCACACAUCACUGCAAGCAUGUUCGAAGCCAGCCACCGGUACAGUGGCGGGAGAUUUUGCCGAGGAGACGGAUGUACUUAUCGCACCAGGCGCUCCCUCCAAAACGAUGGCACUUGUCGACGAGGAUGAAGAUCCGGACACGGAUCUCGAAACCGAUCGGCUGCUUGGACAUCAGCGGCUGGACGAUCAAGGGUUUUACGACGAGAGUAACAACAAACUCUGGAGCAACGAUCGUAAAACAGGCGCAGCCCGGUUACUGACGCUGGGCAAAGUGUCUCCUAAGCAGCAAAACGCAUCCCAGCCCACGAGCACGGUAGGAACGACGGGAGCGGUUGUGGGUGCUGGCGGGAUAGCUAAUAAACCUACCAGUCAAGGAACGCUGGGCGAACGAUUGGGUGGAUCGGUUGGGGUGCGUGGCAAUCAACCGAACGGUAGCAGUAAUUUCCUUCCAUCGUCCGGUGCGGGUAUUACUAAUUCUGGUAUUGCUGGCCCCAACUCGACCACCCCAUUGUCGGAACUAGGUACGUCGGCGUCCGCAAUGCCAACGACCGUUGCCGGCAAUACGGUGAAUGGUGGUGUCGGCACUACGUCCACCAACUGUCACAAAAGCGCGAAAACCAGCGGCAACUUGAUCAACUUUAACGGUCCAAACGAACCGCAGACGCAGCUAACGUCGCCGAAUCCCAGUCCACAGCACUCGCUAAGCGAGGGGAAUUUAUUGGACAAGUCGAACGAUUCGGGCAGUCCGAGUGGAUCGACUAAAUCGAAAUCGCUUCACAAUAACGAUACCAAAAGGAAAUCGAAGAAUAAGGAAGUUCUUAUUGAAGGUGUUCUGUUUCGGGCACGUUACUUAGGGUCAACUCAGCUGGUCUGCGAAGGACAGCCCACGAAAUCUACUCGUAUGUUGCAGGCAGAAGAAGCUGUUUCCAGAAUAAAGGCUUUGUCUCCCGAUGGCGAGGUCCAACCGAGUACGGAAGUUGAUCUCUUCAUAUCUACCGAAAAGAUAAUGGUACUAAACACGGAUUUGAAGGAAAUCAUGAUGGACCAUGCGCUGCGCACGAUCUCGUACAUAGCCGACAUUGGAGAUCUCGUGGUACUGAUGGCUCGUCGGCGGUUCGUACCGCAAGAUGUGGACUCCACCGACUCGUCCGGUGGUGCUGGGAAUGGGUCGGGUUCACACACGGUCCGGGAUGUGGCCGGCAGUGGCAGCACACCGUCACAGAAGCUUGCCAGCGGGCCGAAAGGCAAUCGCACACCGAAGAUGAUCUGCCAUGUGUUCGAGAGCGAGGAGGCACAGUUUAUUGCCCAGAGCAUCGGCCAAGCGUUUCAGGUCGCAUACAUGGAGUUCCUGAAGGCGAACGGAAUUGAAGAUCACAGCUUUAUGAAGGAGAUGGACUACCAGGAGGUGCUGAACAGUCAGGAAAUCUUCGGCGACGAGUUGGAGAUUUUCGCGAAGAAGGAACUGCAGAAGGAGGUGGUGGUGCCGAAGGCGAAGGGCGAAAUACUCGGCGUGGUGAUCGUCGAGUCCGGCUGGGGCUCGAUGCUACCGACCGUGGUGAUUGCGAACCUAGCGUCUUCCGGUGCGGCCGCUCGCUGCGGCCAGCUGAACAUCGGCGAUCAGAUAAUCGCCAUCAACGGACUGAGCCUGGUCGGGUUGCCGCUUUCCACCUGCCAGGGUUACAUCAAGAACACCAAGAACCAAACCGUGGUGAAGUUCACGGUCGUCCCGUGCGCCCCAGUGGUGGAGGUGAAGAUCAAGCGACCAAACACGAAGUACCAGCUCGGAUUUAGCGUUCAGAACGGUGUGAUUUGCAGCCUGCUUCGCGGUGGAAUUGCCGAACGCGGCGGUGUUCGAGUGGGUCAUCGCAUCAUCGAAAUCAAUAACCAAAGUGUCGUUGCAGUGCCGCACGAAAAAAUUGUAAAUCUGUUAGCAACAUCUGUUGGCGAGAUACUCAUGAAAACCAUGCCCACUUCAAUGUUCCGACUGCUCACUGGACAGGAAAAUCCUAUAUACAUAUAA